This is a messenger RNA of Cooperia oncophora, 780 nucleotides long. NCBI's taxonomy places the organism in Eukaryota, Metazoa, Nematoda, Chromadorea, Rhabditida, Trichostrongylidae. The record is from the annotation of a GenBank genome assembly.
AUGAUAACAAGGGCAAGUGGUUCGGCUGCCAAAUAUGCCCUGAAGAUCGAGGUCGGGAAAGGCUGGGAAGAAAUCCCUUUCAAUGCCAACCAAGAAAUGCGCCCGUGUCGGGCUAGAGCAACUGGUGGAAACCCACUUGACGACGAGGUUGAACAACUGCUCACCAACCACGUGCUCACAGCAGAUCCUCGAACGUUGUUAGCACUGACAUUAGUCGCAUUUGCUAGUGCAAUUCAAGUGGUUAUAUUCGCGAUUAUUUGUGUAUUUUACGACGGAUGUCCAUAUUACGUCGGAGUUAUUAUAGGAAUUCUCUUAUUGCUUAAUACUACUGUAAUAUUUAUUUUUUGUAAAUGCAGGCCUACACGAGGAUGGCUGAUAGCCAGUUGUAUAGCCGCCUCCAUGUCAUUUGUACAAAGUGUGUCGUUGUUCUUCUGGACGGCGUAUCUCGUCAACAACGAGGACAAGUAUCUCGAGCGAAUAGGAGCGAAUGAGAAUCGAAUUGUUACCAGCACACGAAUCGCAAUGUAUUCGCUACAGAUGAUAUUCUCACCAAUUCAUGCGAUAGCAGCAGCGAUUACGGUAUUCGUGCUCUACGACAAUAUGCGGUCCUUGGGCGAAGAGAAAGUCACUCGUGGAUACUUCCUCAGCGAACCACAACUGGGACAUCAGAAGAUACUGGUUCCGAUUGAGUUGCGUCAAGUGCGAGAUAUGAGCGACGACGAGACCGAGAACGCUUCAAUAGGCGUGCAGACUAGCGGCACGAGAACGCAGCAAGUCUAA